This is a messenger RNA of Bactrocera oleae (olive fruit fly), 2184 nucleotides long. It is a transcript of the gene Traf-like, whose product is annotated as TNF-receptor-associated factor-like. Gene Ontology annotation, biological process: protein K63-linked ubiquitination; tumor necrosis factor-mediated signaling pathway. The record is from RefSeq and is a predicted model, not a curated record. Gene Ontology annotation, molecular function: protein binding. Lineage: Eukaryota; Metazoa; Arthropoda; Insecta; Diptera; Tephritidae.
UUCUAUUGAGAAAUUUAGUCGUCAAAGAGUUGUAUCGCUUAGCGAUUCGUUGGCAUUACGUUUUGUAAAUUAGUUCAGCUUCCGCACAACCGCGACGGUGCUUGUGGGACACGCGUAGGUAGAAUGUGUCAAAAGUGGACGGUGGAUACAUAUACAUAUAUAGAAAUAUAAGAAGUUUUGGACAAACUUACAAACCAAUUAUUCCGACAAUAAUUCUAUCUUAAUCAGAGCUUUUGUAUCAUAUACAUACAAGUAUAUACUUGUAUACAUAUGUAUGUAUAUAUCUAAGUGGUCGUUUAUGCGAACGUGUGCGCAACUGUCGUGCAAUUGAGUUAAUUGCUCCAAACCAGUUGGAAGUGUUAAUUAGUUGUCAUAAUUAAGAGCGGUGAAUCGAUGUGAAGUGCUUGCCUUUUUAAUGGCAACGUGUAAUUGCGUGAAGCUUCGUACGAAUUGCUUUAAUUUAUACACACUCGUUUAAGAACUUCUUCUACUACAACUACGAACAUACAUACUUAUUAUCUGUGUAUUCAUUAUGGCCACGAACGGCAAUGGUUAUUCGCGCAAUUCGAAUGGCGCUGUACCGUCAAAUGGCACAACGACUGUUCUUAAGUAUGAGAAAUCGUCAUGUCUAUUCUGCAACGAAUGGUUCGACUCGCAAACCUUUACGGAACACCUCAUACAUUGCGGCCAAGUACUAGAGCAGUGUCCGAACAAUUGUAACGCCUUUGUGCCACGAAUUCGUAUGCGCUCUCACCUAAAAGAGUGCCCACGAGCCAAAACACAACCACAAUCGUCGAAUAGCAUUGAACGCCUCGACCAAUUCAUGGACAAUCGAAUAAAUCAGCUGGAAAAAGAUUUGAGUGCGCUGCGUUCGGUACUCAAUGAGGAGAUCGGCCAACGAUUGCAUCUGAUAACAGAUGUUGGGAAUUUGCGUAAAUACAAUCAGGUCUUGGAGGAUUGGAAACAAGAAGCCGAUGAUAGUGUAAGAGGCGUAAAAGCGUUACUCAAUGAAGAGAUUGUGCAACGUCAGUUCGAGGUGGGCGAGGCCUAUAAGGACAACGUGGCCAAUUUCGAAAUGAUAAAGAAAGUCAAAGCCGAUAUACAAGGUGAAAUGGACGUGUUGCAAAAGAAUAUUCAACAAUUGUCGAUGGAAGUAGCAGAACAUGUGAACCACUUAAACGAUAACACCAUGAAACUGGAAGAGAUGAUCUUGGAAAAUGAGAAGAAGAAUCUUAACAAAUUCAUCGAGAUCGAAGAGUUCUUAAAUGUUAUUGAUGGUGAUUUGAAAACCAAGUUUAUUACCAAUAGCGAUUUAAAUGCGAAGCAGAUGAAUAUGGAUCUGGAAGUGAAGAGCAUGAAAAAUAUCGUUUGCGAGACGGAAGAGCGCUGUGAGAAAUUGGAGGGUAUAGUGAAUCAAAUCGACACUAAACUGCAUCAGACCAUGCAAACCCUGGCGGAUUUGGAGAACCAUUUGGCCACACAACAAAGGCUCAGCAGCAUACAAAACACAAGAGGUCACUUGAUUUGGCGCAUCAAAGACUUCUCGAAGAAACUAGAGGAGGCGAAACAAUAUGAAACGAUACUGCAUAGCGCCAUGUUCUCCAAUAAGCCAUAUGGUUAUGCGCUGCGCCUCGACAUACACCCUAACGGUAAAGGUACGUGGAAGGGCCGCAACUUGAUCGCAUGCCUCAAUGUAAUUGCCGGGGAGUAUGAUGCUCUGCUGUCCUGGCCGUGUCGCCUACAAGCUGACAUAAUUAUACGCGCGCAAAGCAACAAUGCCGAGGAGUCGCAGGAUUAUGUCAAGACAAUUCUGGUGCGCAAGAAGAACGAUGAAUUUAUACAGAACAACCAGUACUUUCAUAUACCACAUAAGAUUAUAACGAAUUCGAAUUUCUUGCGUAAUGAUUCUUUAUAUUUGGAGGUGCGGGUUUUAAAGUGACCCAAAAACAUUGCAAUAAUUCUACUUAUAUACAUAUAUACACAUAUGUAUGAUUUCUAUACAUAUUAAGGUUUUCAUAGGUAUAUUUGAAUAGAUAAGCGAACCAGUUUGUAAGCUAAGCAUGUUCACAGAUUUCAAUUUAAACUAAGAGAGAACCAUGAUUUUGUAUAUACUUGUAUGUAUGUACAUAUCUAUGCCACUUUCACUUUUUUGCCACUUUUAUAUAAUAAAUGUAUAAGUAUGUA